UUAUAAACGCGGGCAUAAAAUAUAAGUAUAUAAAUUAAUUAUGAAGUGUCAGUAGCAUUUAGCUUAAAACAGUAAUGAAUUUUUGCAUUAAUCAUUAAAGUUUAUGACCUCCUUUAAGAUAGGUGCCAUGGCAGAACCAAAAGUGUUCAUCAACGAUCAAAAUUUCAUAAAUCAAAUGACCACCGAGUCGCCGUUAACAGAAAAUGUGAUGAAUUCGGAGACAGAUACACUUACACAAGCACAAGAUCUGAUGAUUGAUCAGUUACUCUCUGAUUCAAAUGAAAACUUAGAGAAUCAAAAAGAUGCAGCAAAAGAUUUGUAUACAAAUUCUACAGAAGAGCAGCACGUUGAAAGCCCAACAACAAGGGAGAGCUUUACUUUUAAAUGUGUGUUUUGUGACCGAGUAUUAAAUGCUAACGAUGAUCCCAAAUUAUUGGAAUGUCUUCAUAACUCUUGUUCCAGUUGCAUUAAUAGUAAACUCUAUGAGCAUAACGAUGGAAUGGCAAGGGGGCAAAUCGAAUGUCCCUUAUGUGGGAUUGUGUGCGACCCCAAUCGUAUUAUAGAGAAUCAGUUCCUUCUAGAACUCUCGACUAAUGAAGACACAUCAAAGAGUGCUGAUAUGAAAUGUAGCAGCUGCAGCGAUGAUGCAGUCGCUAGUAGCUAUUGUACUGACUGCUCAGAAUUUAUUUGUGAUAAUUGUGUGCAAGCUCAUCAGAGGUUAAAAAUUACUAAAGACCACACGAUUAAGGCAAAAGAGGACGGCUUAAUGGAACUUCAGGGUGUGUCAAAUGGCGCUCCUGCUAACUUAUUCUGUUUGAACCAUCCGCAUGAGAAAUUGUCCCUUUUUUGCGAAACUUGCGACAAAUUAACUUGUCGUGACUGUCAGUUAAUAGAACACCGUGAACAUAAAUACAAGUUCACUAAUGAGAUAGCAUCGGAGGCAAAAAAGUUUAUAGCCGAGAUGUUAAAGGAUGUCGGUUAUAAAAGAACAUUAUUGACAAGUGCAAUGAAAGUAAUAGAUGAUAGGCAGAAUCUAAUUACAGAGAAGAAACAGGCGUUAGUAAAAGAAAUCACUCAGCUAGUGGUCAAAUUGACUAACACUAUUAAUGUCCGAGGGAAGCAACUUGUUGCUAAGUUGACGGAAGUUUGCGAAUCUAAACAGAAAACUCUCCAAGAAAAAAAGCUGGCAUUGGAACAGCUCUCUAAAAUGACGGACCACUGUAUAGAAUUUACACAGCACGCCCUUGAAAAUGGCAGCGAUAUGGCACUGUUAUACAGUAAAAAGCAAGUCACUGACCAUUUGAAAAGAAUUAAGUGUAAACGUGCCGAUAUUCCAAAUCCAGAGAUUCCUGUUCGAAUCCACCUGGCUUUGGACAAGGUUCCCGAUUUAAUCAAAGUUAUGUCGACAAUCGGACAGAUCGUUGUGGACGGGAGAAUAUAUCCGUCUCAAGUUUCUUCUCCCGCUUCAUCCCUCCCUCCGCAGGGUUCCCCGAGUCCAGGGCACGGAACCGGAAGGCCUCCCCAACAACCUUCGCCAAUGAGCCCUCUGCACCAACUCCCUUCUCCAUCUGGCUUUCAACCGUCUAGAAUUCCAGGACCACCGCCAUAUUCCCAAUACCAGAACAAUAAUCAGUACCAACAGGGAAUGAGCAAUUCGUCGCAGAAUAUGGGCCCGCAAGCAAUCGGCCCUAGUAUGUCCCAAAAUGCCGGUCAAAACAUGGGACAGAACAUGCAAGGAAUGAAUCAGAAUAUCAAUCAAGGGGUAGGGCAAAACAUUGGACAGCCCAUGGUUCAAAAUAUGGGUCAGAAUAGAAUUCAGAACAUGGGCCCGCCCGCAAUGAAUAAUAUUCCUCAAGCCAUACCGAUUUCUUUGGCUCAACAGUUGAGCAUGAAUAGAAUGCAGAGACCUCAAUUGCAGAGACCGUUAUUACCUAGGCUGCCAAUGGGUCUGAACCAGCAACAGCAGCAGGUGUCCUCUUCGACUCACCCUCAAGGAAUGUUACACGAUCGCAGCAAUCUGCGACACCUCCUGCAGCCGAAUAACAGUAACAGCGGCACUAACAACCCCGUUUAUAUCCAAACGGGGCCCGGACAGUACCAGGCUGUUCAGCCGCACCUGGCCCAACAAUUCCAAAACAGGUUCCCGAACCAGCAGCAGAUCAGGUUCGGUCCUCAGCCUACCCAGAUGAGAAUGUUGGUUCCGAAUCAACAAAGUAGGAUGCCCAUGCAACAGAGGCCGCCUCAGUAUCCAUCUAGCGGCGGCGGAGCCAAGUGGCACAUUCCGCAGCAGAGUUCUACAGUUUCUAUAAGCAAUGGCAACAAUAGAAACAUGACUCUUCCAACAAUAAAUGACAACUUCAAAAUAACUCUCCGCCAACAAACUCAAUCUGAAUCCAAUAAAAAUCUUCCCGCCACCGUUACUUCCACCAUUCCCAAAACACCAAGUCCCAAUCACAUACAAGGAAGAUCGGACACUGAAAAUUUGGAUAAAUUCUGUGAAGACUCCGUCAAAGACCUGAUGGCUACGAUUGCCAAGUUGGAUUCUAACGGUGUCCAGGUGCUGGCUGAAGGAAGGCAGAAGGGGGGCUCCCCGCACGUCGAUAGCUCAACGGGUGAUUCCGGGCCGGCCACCAAGAUCAAAUCCGAAUUGUCGGAGACGAGUAAGGACGAUCCCAACGAGGACUGGUGCGCUGUGUGCAUGGACGGCGGAGAGCUGGUCUGUUGCGACAAGUGCCCCAAGGUGUUUCAUCAAUAUUGCCAUAUUCCCAAUUUGAGUGUCGAAGAAAACGACACAUGGCAGUGUCUGCUCUGCAUGAACUUUGCCGAUAUACCAGAAAGUAUUCUAGCGGAAAAGAAAGAUGGCGAACUGAGCUUGAAAGAGAGGAAAAUUGCUGAAAGGCUCGUUCUAGAGCUAUAUUGUCAGUACGACCCUAGUUUGCCAUUUAGGGAGGUUAUUGGACCAGAAAACGUCGACUAUCAUUCUAUUAUAAAGCAACCGAUCGCGUUGGAUACAAUUCGUCAAAAACUAAAUUGGAACACACAGAAUCACUACAGAAACAUGGAGGAAUUGGUUAGGGAUGUACGACUGAUGUUCAAAAACGCGUACACGUAUAACCCGGAGGAUUCCCAAAUCUACAUUGACGCUAAGACUUUGGAAAAGUUCUUUGACGAGCAACUCGAAAAAUUCCUACCCGAGUAUGCAUACGAGAACUUCGACGACGACGAUAUCAGACCUCCAAACAGGAAAUAUCGGAGGAUAAUGACCGACUGACAAAUUGUCCACGGGGCGAAUAAUACCAUUUAUUUCUCCCUAUAGUUACAAAUUCAAAUAAUCUUACGCGUUUGUUCAGAAAGAAACGUGAGGAUUUGGAAAAAAGUCGGAACAUUUUCUUUCAGGUGCGCGUCUUGAUUCCUCAAAAAAAAUUGCCUGUAUCCUGUAUAGCAAUACGCUUGGAGCGUCCCUUCAUAACUGAUCCCCAAGAAACUUUAGUAUCCGAAAAGGUUCGUUAGCAGGUAAGCUGUGUCCGUUAUUUUCUCUGAUUACAAAUAUCCGUUGUUUCGAACUUGAUUGGCAAGUGUGUUCCUUGCUUAAUGUUCCAUCUGUUGCGACUAUUUAAAAAACUUAUGACUUUGUUCGGACGGCACCUGAUAUUUAUUGUUUUUUAUAAAAAUCUCUUAGGUUAUUUAUUAGAUUAUUUUAUUAUUAUAUGUUGUUAUGUCAUGUUUUAAUGAUGUUGGCGUUUUUUUAGCAAUUUUUUAGUUAGUGAGUAGUAUAGGGCGGAUUUAUAAAAGAAACGCAAAAUGCGCUAGUAGACACUAGAGAUUUAAAAUGGACCUGUAUAUAUAGAAUUAAAAGUAAUUAGGCUUAGUCAAAAAUUCGUCAGAAUUAAUGUAGGUUAAACCACCACUUGUCUGGCCCUGAUGGGGUUAGCCUGGUGUCGGUCUUAUUAAAUUAAUAAGUCGGUUAAUAUAUGCUGAACGUUGGACAAUCAAGGGUUGAUUAAACGAAAGUUAUAUAUAUAUCUACAUUUUUAAUUAAUUAUUGCCUAUUAUAAUAAAAGUUGAUAUUACAAAUUAAUUUUUUUAAUAUUAU
Molecule: messenger RNA, 4093 nt
Organism: Anoplophora glabripennis (Asian longhorned beetle)
Lineage: Eukaryota; Metazoa; Arthropoda; Insecta; Coleoptera; Cerambycidae
Product: transcription intermediary factor 1-alpha
Exons: 12
Coding region: 104-3271 (1055 amino acids)
Molecular function (GO): zinc ion binding; protein binding
Source: RefSeq, a predicted model, not a curated record